AAUUCAUUUUUAUUCCCUAUUGAAAGAAAAAAAAAACAGAAAAGAAAAAUCCACAUUCAUGGUUGCCGCCGGAACUGAACUUAAUUGACUCGCUUUUAAUUGAUACUCCAGAUUCCUGAACAACAAUCCACUGUGCGGUCUCUCUAGAUCUCUUUCUUUCUUUCUGUUUUUAUUUUUGGACAUUUUGAUGCGUGGUGAUGGCGGCUUCAGCGGAUACCAUUACCGACGACGGGAAUCAUACGGUAGAACUGACCCUGCUUGAUAACGAGGAAUCGGCAGCUAAUGGUGGCUCUGCAGCAGCGUCUUCGGAGGAGAUAACACCUCUCUUGACGCAGAUCGAGAGGCCCAAGAUCAACAUCUUUUCUGUCUCUCGUUCCCGAAGAAAACCUAGGGAGUUAGUGAUAAAAGCACCAGAAACAGAGAUAUCUCCGGUUUCACAGUUUAUGUUGUGGGCAUGGAGUGGAUCCAGAUAUUCUGGUCUACUAUGCAUGGCCUUAUCAUCUGUUAUCUACUUUGUCAUGGAAGUUCUUUCCGAAAACUUUACUGCUCAGUCAAUUCCUUUAUUUGAGACGGCAUUUGUAAGAUGUACAGUUACCUUGAUAUUAUCAUAUAUAUGGUUGCGAAGAAUUGGCCUGCCAAUAUUUGGAGCAACUCAUCCCAGGAAACUUUUACUUUUAAGAUCACUAGUGGGGUAUCUCUCAUUAUUAAGUUUUAUCUAUUGCAUUCAAAGGAUACCUUUCUCUCUGGCUAUUUUAUUAAGCUUUACAACUCCAAUAAUGGCUUCAAUCAUGGCUAGAAUUUUUUUGCAUGAGAAGUUGAAAAUUACAGAAAUUGGAGGUCUUGCUUGCAGUUUCUCUGGCAUGCUUUUCAUUUUUCAGCAGAUGCUUACUACACAAGGUACAGAAAUGGCAAACCUGUUGCUGGAUGUGGAAGGAGGGCUACAGAAAACUGAGGAAGCAAACAAUUCAAGUUUCGGAGGAAGUAACCAUAUAUAUGCAGCCUUGAUUGGUUUUUUUUCAUCAAUAACUGGUGGAAUUAGCUACUGCCUCAUAAAGGCUGCGGCAAAGGCAACAGAUCAGCCUGUGGUAACAGUUCUGUCAUUUGCCAUACUGGCUAGCCCUGCUGCAGGAAUAUGCACUUUUGCCUUUGAGGAGUUUGUGCUGCCAAGUUUCAAUUCACUAUCUCUGAUGCUUGCACUUGGUAUUCUGUCCUUCUUAGCUGAGGUGUUUCUAGCUCACGGACUACAGCUUGAGAAAAUAAACAAAGCUGCAAAUGUCAUGUUUAUGGAGGCUGCCUUGUCGCAGUUAUGGGGCAUAGGUACCUCAAGCAUAGCCCCUUCUUUGGGUCGACUCGUUGGGUGCAUACUCAUCUUAAUCUCAGUGUCUUUUACUAUGUUUUUUGGACCUGAAAAAGAGAAUGAAUGAGAAACGUUGGUCAAUUCCAUCUUCUUUACCUUCUGUUCUUGCAACAUUUUUAAGAUAUUGCAUUCAUUUUGUUGUUUUCUUAA
Gossypium raimondii (Peruvian cotton) is the source of this 1507-nucleotide messenger RNA. RefSeq lists its product as uncharacterized. Lineage: Eukaryota; Viridiplantae; Streptophyta; Magnoliopsida; Malvales; Malvaceae. The coding region runs from base 198 to 1424 and encodes 408 amino acids. Gene Ontology annotation, cellular component: membrane. The transcript has 10 exons. The record is from RefSeq and is a predicted model, not a curated record.